Molecule: messenger RNA, 1192 nt
Organism: Phaedon cochleariae (mustard beetle)
Lineage: Eukaryota; Metazoa; Arthropoda; Insecta; Coleoptera; Chrysomelidae
Source: the annotation of a GenBank genome assembly
UUUAUAGUUAAUUUAUAUUGUUUCACUCAAAGUUGUCUCUAACAAGAUUUCAACAUACGGUAUUAUCACAUUUCUGAAAGAUAUAUCUGAAUGUCAAAAAAUGAUUUAAUUUGUCAACUUGGAAUACAAUUUUGAAAAUAGAUUUUAACUAGAGAGGCAACCGUAAGUUAUGAUAAUAGUUAGAUAUUUGUACAUUUAGCUCACAUAGAAUAUUUCUAGGAAUUUGAGUACUGCGAAUUUACUGCGUAAUUCACUGCGUGAUUUACUGCUUGAAGUGUAUACGUCUGAAUUGUACAGCGUAUUUGGAGAAAUAAAAAUAAAAAUCUCUACGAGUGGUUUGUACUGCAAAUCCGGCCAAGCUCUAGUUUUCAAUUUCAUCUAUUUACAACAAGCUCAAAUUCGGUAAGUUGCAUUACUUUAUAUACUGGGUCUCGACGAAAUGGCUUCAGCAUCAGUUGGAGGAACCAAAUGCGACCGCUGUCCGGUAUGCAACGAACCAUAUAGAGACGAAAGGAUGGUUGAAUGUACAGGAUGUAAGAAAUGGUGCUGUUACGAGUGUGUAAAUGUAAAUAGCUCCGAUGAUGUAGCCGCCAACGAAUCGUGGAUGUGUCCAUCAUGUGAAGCAGCGACCAGAGUACCACAACCAGCACAGUCCCAUAAAACUACAUGCAGCAAGAAGAGUAGUUCUCUUUCAAGAAGCAAGAAAAGAUCUUCAGUAAUCAGCAGCAGAACUAAGAUGAGAAUGCAGCUAAUUGAAGAAGAAAGAGAAUUAUUGCGAAAAGAGAGAGAAUUAGCUAAAGAAGCAAGACAACUACUAGAUGAAGAGUCAGAUGAUAGUCAAGAUAUUAGUGACGAAGAAAUAAGAAAAUCUGACCCUUUGGCCAAUAAAAUGCUAUCAUUGCAGAUUGAUGAAUGCUUAGAAAAUAGGGAAGAUAAGCGAUAUACUCGUUUGUCUAAUCCUCAGCAUACUACUGUUAUGAAUAUACCUAAUGGAGCUCAAAGUUCUCCUGGAUUUCAACCAACUAAUCAACAGCCAUUUGCUUCUGCUCUUCCUCCCACUGAUCAAAAACCAGUAUACCAGAUCUUUGAAAUAGGAGGAUUUUAUCCUUGGUAUCGACUAACGAUCGGAAAAUACUGUGUGAAGGGGAAUAUUGAUGUAUUCACGCUACUGAAGAAACCAAAGGAGUACUGA